AGCCAUACCAGUCUACCAUAGAACGCGGCACUGACUGCCGGCAUCCCAUCACCACGCUACCACGCCGCCGUGGCUCGCGUCCUGUUGUGCAAAUCGUGACUAAUUUUCCGUGGCCACAGAAAAUCGACAAGGUCUUCAACGCUUGACAAUUGCGUAAAUAUAGUCGUCUUUCUAGAGAAAAUUUUAUUUCGAACGGCAGCGGUAUCGCGCACAGUGUUAAAUACAUUACGUGAAUGCAUUUUUUCAUAUCUGUGAUUUGAACAUUUUAUAGGUGUUGCGUCGUGUCUGCCACAAAUACACAACGCCCAUCAGCAUGGCUCCCGCACAACAAAACGACGAUGUGUGCAACGCAAUCGACACGCAAUUGAAAAUGAGACUUAUACCUGAUGAAUAUAAAAGUGAUAAUACUGUGACGUGCUACGAAAACAACAACACAUUGUUACAAGACAGUACAAAUGAGAAGACAAAAAGUGAAACAGACUUUGACAUAAACAAGUAUGAAGCUAUGGAAUUCAGGCCACGCAUCAAGUGGCCAGACCUUACAGUACAAGUAUUGUUGCAUUUAGUCACAAUUUACGGCCUGUACCUGAUUAUAACUUUCCAAGUUAAGUUUUUCACAGUUUUAUUUGUAUUUGGUACAAUAUACACAUCAGGAUUUGGAAUCACAGCAGGUGUUCAUAGACUAUGGUCACACAGAGCGUACAAAGCGAAUACGCCUUUAAGGAUACUUCUCGCGCUACUCUUUACUAUAACUGGACAACGCGAUAUUUAUACUUGGGCAUUAGAUCACCGUGUUCAUCACAAAUAUUCUGAAAGUGUCGCGGAUCCCCACGAUGUCAGGCGAGGGUUUUGGUUCGCUCACGUCGGCUGGCUCGUCUUGACCCCACACCCCGCUGUGGAAGACCGCAGGGUCGCGCUGCGGAAAACGUCGGUAGACCUUUUGGCUGACCCCGUGGUGAAGAUACAGAAGAAAUUCUUCAUACCUCUAUUCGCAUUGUUAAACAUAAUACUGCCGGUAUGGAUACCUUGUUACGUAUGGAAUGAAACGCUCAUUAACAGUUUUGUUGUGAGCUUCGUAACAAGGUUUACAAUCACUCUCAACAUUGCUUUCUGCGUCAACAGCUUCGCUCAUUUAUGGGGAAACAAACCUUAUGACAGAUUCAUAAAGCCUGUAGAAAACAGUAUAGUAAGUCUGGCAGCCCUGGGCGAGGGCUGGCACAACUACCAUCACGUAUUCCCCUGGGACUACCGGACCUCAGAAUUAGGUCGACUUAACAUCUCCACAAAUUUCAUAGAUUUAUUUUCUAGGAUAGGAUGGGCAUAUGACUUAAAAGCGGCGACGCCAGCAAUGAUCGUGAAUAGAGCGAAACGAAGCGGUGACGGUACCCUCGGGGAGGAGGAAGAACCCGAACCUAUGACCCUACAUUCCGCCCGGAACUCGUCGCACACUGAUUGAUCCGACACCGUCACCCCUCACGGGACAUGGAUUACUGAAAUUCAACUGCUCAGAAUAUUCCCUUUGCCCAAAUACCUUUCCAACGCGGUUAUAUUAUAGGAAUGAAACCAAAUAUCGGAAGACGUUAGAUUUUGGAUUAAAUUAUACUUACCACGUAAUGUAGUUACUUUUAAGUAUUAUGACAAAUGUUAAAAAUAUUCUAAUCAAGUUGUUUAAUGUUGAUACAAAUUCAUUACCAAAAACUAUUACUAAGUAUCAAAGUAUAAUGGAUUUCAAGAAUUAUAUUUUUUUGUUAUGCAAAUAAAAAAUAUACACAUAUUUUUUGCACACUGACUAAUAUGACGACUUUUAUGACUCGAAAUGCUUUGUCCACAAAUCAUUUUUUAAAUAAUUCUAAAGAAAAUCUAAGAGGUCAAUACAAACGAAAA
Molecule: messenger RNA, 1884 nt
Organism: Manduca sexta (tobacco hornworm)
Lineage: Eukaryota; Metazoa; Arthropoda; Insecta; Lepidoptera; Sphingidae
Product: stearoyl-CoA desaturase 5
Exons: 7
Coding region: 314-1456 (380 amino acids)
Biological process (GO): unsaturated fatty acid biosynthetic process
Cellular component (GO): endoplasmic reticulum membrane
Molecular function (GO): stearoyl-CoA 9-desaturase activity; iron ion binding
Source: RefSeq, a predicted model, not a curated record